Patella vulgata (common limpet) is the source of this 4948-nucleotide messenger RNA. RefSeq names its product lipoxygenase homology domain-containing protein 1. The coding region runs from base 169 to 2199 and encodes 676 amino acids. The record is from RefSeq and is a predicted model, not a curated record. Lineage: Eukaryota; Metazoa; Mollusca; Gastropoda; Patellidae. The transcript has 13 exons. Gene Ontology annotation, molecular function: protein binding.
GCUACCUUGCUUUGGUAACAGAGAUAAACAAUAUGGCGACUGUGAAUGAAUGAAUGAAUCUGAAAAGCAUGACUAUUUUUAAAACUUGCCGGAACAACAAUAGAAAAUAUUUAUAACCGAAAUACGUUUUUAUUGUUAUUUAUAACUGCUCAAGUUUUUAAAAAGGAUAUGUACGAAAAUACUUAUUACAACGACUAUUACGAGGACGGCAAUGAAGACGAAAGGAAAGGCUAUGGGCAUGCCCAUGGGGAUUAUGGCUACGGAUACGAGGGGGGCUACGGCUACGAGAGAGAAGAGGAAAAUCCAGUUCAACACUUAAAUGAUGAUGUGAGGUUAACGUGGGCGGGGCCGAUCAGCACCAGUUUAUAUGGAGAACAUAUCCAGAAACUUAGUCGUAAAACAGAAUCGAACCUUGAUCGCCUCCGUUCAACUAUGAGCUGUUCGGAUCUCUAUAAACCGUCUCAAAAUAAUUCUAAAUUAAACUCAAUGUUUUCUGUAAAUAAUUCUGGUCCAUAUUCAAUAUCAUCAGCUUCCAUUGACGACACCGCCUCUAUUUCAUCAACAGGUUUUAACUUUUGUUAUUUAUGUUCAACUUUGGAAGAACAUCAGAAAAAUCAUCUACAUAAUCAUCCGAAAAAAACCAAGAAACCACGGAAACCAAGAAUAGAAUACAUUGCUCCAUUACCUCAUGUGAAGCGGAAACCACGGGAACCAUUAACAGCCAGUCAUGAAGCCCUAUAUAAAGUUGUUGUUUAUGUUGGAGAUGUUCCUGGUGCCAGUAGUGAUGCUAACGUUUUUAUUAGUAUUAUUGGAUCGAGAGAUGAGUUACCCAAACAAAGAUUAUGUCGGGGCAAAAAAACAACCAAAUUUUGCUUUGUUCGCGGAGCUGUUGAAAAGUUUUAUGUUAAAGGUCCAAAAUUAGGAAACCUUCGUAUUUUAACAAUAGAGCAUGAUGGUUUUGAGAAGCGACAUGGUUUAUAUUUGGAUAAAAUAGAAGUUACGGAUAUGAUGAAUGAAUUAACAUGGGUUUUUGUUUGUAAAAAUUGGUUAUCGUUACAUCAUGGAGACUUCUGUAUCAGACGAGAUUUAGAGGCUGUUCAAAAAGAACAAGUAGUAAAAGAGUAUGAAAUUACUAUGGUAACUGGUAACAAGAGAUUAGCAGGAACUGAUGCUCGUGUUUUCUUAACGCUGCAAGGAACCCAGAAAACCAGUCAGAAAAUUCACUUAAACAGAGGAAAGUCAGGAAAGGAUCAUUUUAACAAAGGUGGCACGGAUAAAUUCCAGAUAUCACUUCGAGAUAUCGGUGAAAUUAAAUCAAUCAGGGUUGAACACGAUGGUAAAGGAUUUGCUGACGGCUGGUUUUUAGAUAAGAUUAUAAUUAAAAAUACAGCUGAUCCGAAGGAAACAUAUUAUUUUGUGUACGGAGGUUGGAUAGCUACGGAUGAAGGCGAUGGAAGUCUGUGGAGAGAUCUGAAAGCCAAACGGAAACUGGAUAAAAUUCUUCUUAAAGCACAGGAUAAAAGAUCUAUGUUCUCAAAGAAAGGUAGAAACAUUAGAUAUCAGGUAACCGUUAGAACAGGUGAGGUCAAGUACGCGGGAACAGACGCCAAUGUUUUUAUACAAUUUGUCGGACCAAAAGGCAGCACAAAGCAACUUAAACUGGACGACUCGAGAAAUAAUUUUGAGAAAGGAAUGGUGGAAAUGUUUGAGGUAACAGGUAUUGAUGUAGGUGAUUUAGAUCAUAUUGUAAUCGGACAUGAUAAUGCAGGUAUGGGUGCUGGCUGGUUCCUGGAUUACGUAAUUGUUAAAAAAUAUUUCACAAAACCGCAAAUAAAAGAAAAAUUAGAAAAAUUACGAUCAGGGAAAGAAGAUGGCCGACAAGACGAGGGACAGGAUGUUGAUAAAUAUGUUGCUAUGGGUCGUCGCCGAAGUUCAAUGAGCAGAAAAAACAGUCGAAAAUCAUUUGAUGAAGAUGAUGACGAAGACAGAAAAGAUCGACGCCGAGAUCGAAGUCGAAGUAAGUUAGACGCGGAGGAGAUAUUCGAUCGUGAUGGUAACGUUGUAAAAGUCCCGUUUUAUGAAGAAUAUUAUUUUGACCAUAAUCAGUGGUUAGCAACGAAUGAAGGCGACGGUCUGACACAACGAGAAGUAAAACCUAGUAGAAAGCAGAUUUAUUAUUCCGAUAAAGUCGACUUAUAAAUUAAAAAAAACUACAACGAAAUCCAAUGGAAGAAUUUGUUAUUAUUGAGCCACGUGAGAAAAUUUGCUACAAAAUGUUUCGAAUGUUCACGAUGUGAAUAUGACUAAUCUUGACAACCCAAAUCUGCUGAGUGCUCAUUCAUUUUUCACGAUAAAUAUAUCAUUGGAUCAUCCAGUACACGAUUAAUUCAGGACCAGUUAACAUAAUAUAAAUAGACUACAAAAUGGACAGGACGUGGGUUAAUAUAGCCUUGAUUAUCUAGGUCAUAUUUAUUUAUUUAUUGUAAAGAUGUCGGAUGAAUUAGAGUUAAUAUAGCCUUGAUUAUCCAGGACAUAUUUAUUUAUUUAUUGUAAAGAUGUCAGAUGAAUUAGAGUUAAUAUAGCCUUGAUUAUCUAGGCAAUAUGUAUUUUAAAGAUGGCGGAUGAAUUAGAGUCAAUUAAUUCUUUAUCUGAUAAUUUGUUCGAUAAAUGUUGUAUAAUUUAUGUUGAGGCCUUUUAUCUUCCGAGUUUGGAAUAAAAUAUUUUUGUUGGCAUAAUUCUUAUGCUACAUUAAUUUUACCAUGCCAUAUCCUCAGAGAAAUUUUUAUAAAAUUGGUUGUAAAUGGUGAUUUGUGACUCCAAUAUAACUUUAAAUUUCAUCACUUUAAAUUUUCUCGGCUACAAACAAUCUGACCUUACGUCAAUCAACAAAUAGUCCCUGACGCGACCUCCCACAACAACUGGUCCGAUCUUCAUGCAGACGAGACCAUCGAAAGUAUUAAUAUAGAUCUGUAUAUAUAUAUAUAUAUAUAUAUCUGUAUAAAUUGGCAUUAUUUAAGAUUAGAUAAAAAGCUGACGGUUCUCGCUAUGAUAGUUAAAGAAUAGAUAAUGAAAAGGAAUAUGCUGAAAAUUCCAGUCGAAUUGUUUCACUCUGAGCCAAAAAAUCCUCAUUUUAAUAACACAGUAGCCUCGAUUGUCAUUGUUACUGUUUUUAAUAUAAUAAACAAAUUCUCGAUUAUCCAUUUUCGCGGUUAAUCAUCAACAACUCUUGAACCUCAUGAACCUCAAAUCGGAUUCAAAUCUGUUGAAAAUCGGAAACAUUAGAUAGCAACGAGAGUUGAUUAUGAUCUUGUCAGGUAAUUAAAUUUAAUUUCCGUAAAUUUCAAAUUUUAAACACCUGUGUUACUAGUUGUAAUUACUGAUUUAGUAAUUAGUGAUUUAGACUAAAUAUCAGCCUGUCUUUAAAACACCUCUAUAAUGGUUUUAAUUAGUGAUUUAGUAAAUAGUGAUUUAAACUAAAUGUCAGUCUGUCUGUAAAACACCCCUUUAGUAAUUAGUGAUUUAGACUAAAUACCAGUCUGUCAUUAAAACACCUCACCGGUAUAGAGGUUUUAAUUAGCGAUUUAGUAAUAAGUGAUUUAGACUAAAUAUCAGUCUGUCCUUAAACACCUGUAUCGUGGUUUUAAUUAAGUGAUUUAUUAAUUAGUGAUUUAGACAUAUGUAUUUAUAUUGUUAUGGUUACAAACUGUUGAUGUUAGAAUUGCUCAAGAAUUUAUAAUGUAUAAUAAUAUAUCGUUACAGAGCUGGUUUAUCUGUGAUAUUUUUAUAGAUAUUCUGUAUUUUUAAUUACAUCUGGACUAUGUCUAUGAAAAUGUUUUUUUGGGUUUAUUUAAAUAAGGGAGAAUGGUCUAACGCAUGAACUUUAGAUUGCAAGGUCCAUCCUAAAGUCAAGUUGUGUGGUUUUGAUAACAUAUUUGUAGGUGACAAGGAGUAGCUUCACCUCUUCAAUCUCGUGGGUUUUCUUUUGGUCAGGUUUUAUUCCAUCGCUCAAGACCCUCACACGUAAUUGAAUUAUCGAAAUAUAAUUGUACCAUAUGUUAGUCCCAAAAUAACCUAGUUUUUGUUGAGUGGGGUUAAAACCAUUUCUCUUUCUAUAAUGAUAAUGAUUUGUCAUAAUAAUUUAAUGAAAUGAGGUUUAACGUCCUACUGUUCAACACCAAUUGGGAUAAUGAAGACGGGCAAACGCCAUACAGUGUGCUAUGAGGGAAAUGUUACCUGGACAGCGGCACCACGGCCUACACUUAUCUCGAAUUCCAAUUGUCAAUGGUUCAUUUGUUUGCAUGUCAUUGAAAACACAGAACCUUGGGGUUUUUUUUGUCCCAUCCGAACGACUGUACUUGCUCCACUGUUAGACCCUUGAUCCAUCCUGCACCACUGACAAGAGGAAACCACGCUAGAACAUCCCAAUGAACUUUCUGGAAGUCAGUUGUUCGAUCCCUGCAUUGGCCGAGAAAGUUCAUCCAGAUUUUCCGGCGUGGUUACCCCUUGUCAGUGAUACGGGACGGAGGGUCCGACAAGGACAGUUGUCGAGUCGUUUGAUGGGAUGAAAAAAUAGGUCCUGUGUACACAUUGGCGUGCACAUAAAAGAUCCCUUGACAGUUGGAAUUUGAUAUAAGAGCAGGAAGUAAUGCCGCUGUCCGGGCAAAAUUUUUCUCAUAGCAGACUGUAUGGUGUAUGCCUGUCUUCAUUAGCCCAGUAUAGGAGGAGAACAGUAGGACGUUAAACGCCAUUUCAUUUCAUUUCAUUUCUGCCUUGUAAUUACCGGUAUACUGAACGUUUUGUUUUGAUAUAAUAACAGAUCUGAUUGAUUUGAUAUAAUAAUAGAUCGAUUUGUUUUUUGAAAGAUUUGUGUUAUUUUAUAGACCUUAUUUUGACUAUUUUUUAUUUUGAAGUUUAUGUAUAAAUAAUUGUUAAAUAAAUAUAAAAUAUC